Molecule: messenger RNA, 1311 nt
Organism: Branchiostoma belcheri (Belcher's lancelet)
Lineage: Eukaryota; Metazoa; Chordata; Leptocardii; Amphioxiformes; Branchiostomatidae
Product: platelet-derived growth factor receptor beta-like
Exons: 8
Coding region: 3-965 (320 amino acids)
Biological process (GO): positive regulation of kinase activity; protein phosphorylation; multicellular organism development
Cellular component (GO): signaling receptor complex
Molecular function (GO): transmembrane receptor protein tyrosine kinase activity; ATP binding
Source: RefSeq, a predicted model, not a curated record
UGAUGCCGCCUGCAGCAGGCUCCUCGUCAGGCAGUAUCGACAUGGAGCUGCUGAAGGAAAGGGAGAUCGACAGAAGCAGGCUGCAGGGCGGAAAGCUCCUGGGAGAGGGCGCUUUUGGACAUGUCGUCGAGGCAACGCUCACACAACCCGAGGAAGUCGAUGUGGUGGUGACUGUAAAGAAACUACAAGACGAUGAUGACCCCCAGGCCAGACAGGCCCUUCUGCGGGAAACCUGCAUCAUGUUGUUGUGCGGUAACCAUGACAACGUCCUCAGGCUGAAAGGCAUCUGUUUUAGAGACGGCCCGCUCCAACUGGUUCUGGAAUAUGCCGAACACGGGAGUCUCCUUCACCUGCUGUGGACUUUACGUGCGGAGUCCAAACUCAACAGGACCGUUCUGGUCAAAAAACGGCACAUCUUCGAGAACAUGAUGGUGGAGGUCUGCUGCGGACUGGAGCACCUGGCGACCAUGAGGCUGGUUCACCGAGACAUCGCGGCCCGGAACAUCCUGAUCUGCGGGAAGGGAACCGCCAAGAUCGCGGACUUCGGGCUGGCCCGGGACAUGUACGCUGUGGGGUACCAUCGGCAGCACAGGGGCCACGACCUGCUGCCGCUGAAGUGGAUGGCGCCAGAGGGCCUGAAGAACGAGGCUAGGUUCACACACAAGAGUGAUGUCUGGUCCUUCGGGGUUCUGUUGUGGGAAGUGGCGCAGCUGGGCCGCACGCCGUAUCCUGGGAUGGAGGGGGCAGGCAGAAUAUAUGAUGCUCUGCAAAACCACUUCAGACUCCCUAGGCCUCAGUUGUGUACAGAAGAAAGAUACCAGCUGAUGCUGAAGUGCUGGAAGUUUAACGAGAAGUCCAGGCCGGACGCCACAACUGUCAGGAAACUACUGAAGGCGGAUCCCAACGGCUUUUUCUACUUCAACGCACCUGUGACAGCGAUAGAGGCACCAUUAACUCCGGUAUGAGACCUGUGGCAGCGAUAGAGUCACAAAUAAUUAACUCCGGUAUGUGACCGAAUCGGACGCAAAUACAAGGCUAAAGUGACGUCAGCCUGGAUAUAGCUGAUGGCUGCACAAGACUGGACAAUACUACUAUUAAUGUGACCCUCGUGGUUUGAUACAUGAUGUAAACAGUAUGUUUAGUUUACAGACACAAUUUUGCCAAGCUGGCCUCCUAUUUUAGUAUCUAUCAAAUGCUUUCUACUACAACUACUGAAUUGGUUCUGCAUUCCUUUUGUAUCACUGUAGGUAGUUCAGUUCAGUAUGUACCACUUGUAAAGUUGAUUUCGUGUCUCAAUAAAACCCAACUGAA